Sorex araneus (European shrew) is the source of this 2461-nucleotide messenger RNA. It is a transcript of the gene ERRFI1, whose product is annotated as ERBB receptor feedback inhibitor 1. The record is from RefSeq and is a predicted model, not a curated record. Lineage: Eukaryota; Metazoa; Chordata; Mammalia; Eulipotyphla; Soricidae. Gene Ontology annotation, cellular component: extrinsic component of cytoplasmic side of plasma membrane. The transcript has 4 exons. Gene Ontology annotation, biological process: negative regulation of epidermal growth factor receptor signaling pathway; regulation of keratinocyte differentiation. The coding region runs from base 296 to 1582 and encodes 428 amino acids.
CGCGGGGAGCCGCGGGGGCGGCGCGGGGAGCCGGGCGCGCGCCGGGGCCGGCCGGGGCUGCGCGGGGAUUUCGUCAUGGCAUGAAAGAAACCGGUCUCUUACCUGCCGAAAAAAAAAAAGAAUAUGAAUAGAUUGUUAGUCAUAAACUUAAGUGCGGUGCGGUGCAGGCUGAGCUUUAAAGGAGACGCGCCGGGGACUGCGGGGACACCUGCAGCACAGGCGAUGAAAGCGCCCGGCCGCUAGACAGCCGGCUCCCGCGGCACAGCGGCUCCAGAACACUCUGGAACGAGGCACAAUGUCAGUGGCGGGCAUCGCUGCUCAGGAGAUCGGGGCGCCACUGAAAUCUGGGUUUCUGCACAACGGCCAGGCCCUGGGGACACUGGAGAGCUGCUGGGGACCUCGCAGUGACUUCAACAGCUUCCUGGGUCUCGACCCCAUAACCAUGGCCUGCAGGCUGAACUCGGCAGCCCCGGAGCACCUGCCCGGUCUCGGGCGAGCUCCCAAGGCGGCGCGGCUGAGGGGCAGCCUGCCCCCCCUCACCAUCCCCGCGAGCGAAGACCCCGGCCCCUGGGAGGAGGAGCGGCUGGCGGGGGGCCUGAAGAGGCUGUCGCUGAGCACGCCCCCGCUGACGCCCAGCCGGGCCUCGCCCGCCCCGUUCCCGGGCACGGCCCUGGGUGAGCGCGGCUCCCGGCCGCUGCCCCCGCUGCCCAUCUCCGAGGACCUGUCCGGGGACGAGGCGGACAGCGAGGUGCAGUUCCUCACCAGCUCGGACACGGCCCUGCUGCUGGGCCACUGCGCGCUGCCUGACUUCCAGGCCGACCUGCCGGGCCGCCGCAGCUUCCGGGGCUGCGGGCAGAUCAACUACGCCUACCUGGACACACCCGCAGCGUCCGCCACCGACCUGGACCGGGCGCCCGAGGCCGCGGCCGCCGCCAGCCCCGCGCCGCUGCAGGCCCGCCGCCGGCUGCGGCGCUCGCACUCGGGGCCCGCGGGCUCCUUCAGCAAACCCGCGGCCGGCCGCGCCCACGCGCACUGCGCCUCCCCCAACUCCGACGACGACAAGCCCGAGGUGCCGCCGCGGGUCCCCAUCCCGCCCCGGCCCGCCAAGCCCGAUUACCGGCGGUGGUCGGCCGAGGUCACGUCCAGCACGUACAGCGACGAGGACAAGCCCCCCAAAGUGCCGCCGCGGGAGCCCCUGUCCCGGAGCAACUCCCGCACCCCGAGCCCCAAAAGCCUUCCGUCUUACCUCAACGGGGUCAUGCCCCCCACGCAGAGCUUCGCCCCGGACCCCAAGUACGUGAGCAGCAAGGCGCUGCAGCGGCAGCACAGCGAGGGCGCGGCGGGCAAGGCGCCCUGCAUCCUGCCCAUCAUGGAGAACGGCAGGAAGGUGAGCUCCACGCACUACUACCUGCUGCCCGAGCGCCCGCCCUACCUGUGCCGCUACCAGCACUUCCUGUGCGAGGCCGAGGAGCCCGGCGCCCGCCUGCCCGCGCCCCCCGCCGAGCGCCCGGACCCCAAGGCCAGGCUGGAGCUGGGGAGCCCGGGGAAACGCAAGCACGGUGCCUACGUGGUCUCGCCGUAGCCACCCCCGCCCCGCGCUGCCCACACGCUCGCCGGGGGUCCGGCCUGCAGGGCGGGCAGGGGCGAGGACGCCCAGGACCUACCCGCUCGGGCCGUGGGUCUCUGCCCGCUGCAGGGCCCCCGCGCGGACGUGUGCUCUCGCCAUGGCCCUGCGUGCCGUGAGGCCCCCCCCCCACCGUCCUGGAGGGGCCGAGGCUGCUGGCGUCUGUUUCUUCGUGGGGCGGUGGCGGUGGCCGCCCACCCGUCCGUGGCCCCCGGCAGAGCCCAGCCGCCCGCGGCGGAUCCAUUUUAAGCCAUCAUGGGACAGUUGUGUGGUUGCAGGUUCAAGGACGGGAUACGUGUUGUGCUUGGUUUUUAUUUUUUAUUCCUAGACUGUAUUAGAAAACGUACGACACAAGCUGGCCUUGUGUUGCUGGUUCCUCUUCAGUAUUUCCUGGGGCUCGUUUGCUUUGAGAGUAAACCACACGGGAGCAGUGGCGGGCUGCCUUCCCGACGGGCCACAUGCGCCCCCCACCCCCACCCCCGCAGCUCCCCCGCCAGCCUCGGACACACGCCCCCCCCCCCCCACCACCACACCUGCUUCCACGUUCCGGCCUUGUCCAGCGGAGCCCGCGCGGUGCUGACUAACGGGCACAGUACCACGAUGUUCUCUUAACAGUUAAAAGAGCUGUUUACAGUUUCAACUGCUGAGGAUAGUAUUCGAGCUAUUGAAAAGCUUCUAUUUUAGUAUGAACUAAAUGAAGGUUAAAACUUGCUUUAGAGAAAUGCACUGAUCUCUGCAUCGUAUGUACAGUAUUGGACAGAGGACUUUGUUCAUUUUUGUUGCAUUAUUUGGAAUAUUGUCUUUUCAUUUUAAUAAAAUUAUAAUACUUAUUUAUGA